AUGGCAAACGCAUACAGGCUGCUGCUGUCGUCGUCGCCGUCGUCGCUGGCCAUCUCCUCCGCUCUUCUGCUUAUCCUCCCCCCUAUUUCGCUGAUCCUUCUCACUACCAAAUGGCUUUCAGGACAUCUCUCCGUUUCCUCGGCCCUCUUUUUUGUCCUAAUUGCUCUCUUUUCCGCUGCAUCUGGUGCGAUGGAACUCACCCUCUCCCAGCACAGACUGCCAGCCUUGCUCUCCGACCUCACCGCAGCCUUUGAAUCUGCGUUCGAAUGCCUAUUAUCCACGAUUACCCUUGCCAUCCUCUACCGGAUAGCUCACUACAAGCAUGUAUCCUUGUCCCCCCUCCUCUGCCUCGUUGCAGUGUUGACCAUAUGCGGUAUGUCGUCCGCCCUUUUCUGUUUUGCAUACACUCUUAUCGUUCUCCUCCGAGAAGCACUCGCGUUCUCAGUUGUCCCUCAGUCCCCUAUCCUCUUGUCACCAUUUCUUGCUGCUACCUCGCGUGUUCUCUCCUUCGCCUUGCUUUCAUAUAUCAUUCUUGCACGUCUCCCACACACCCGUAGCACCCUCCAUAAACUGGAUAGGUAUCCCCCACGCGUGUCCUCUCCAACCAUGGAAACAUGGCCGUUCCCCGCUUCUCUUGCCCGUCACCAACCCAAGAUGGACAGAAAAACCUCAUCCAUCAACCCGGCCACAGCUCCUCCGGCUGUUGCAACAACCACGAACGAUCCAUUGCGUAUUCCUCUUGCUUUUGCUCUCUCUCAAGUGUUCGCGUUGCUGUGUGCCGCCUUAGACAUCGUUCUGGAAGUAAUCGUCAGCCGUAUGGCAACCGAUUUCAAUCUCGCCAAGGCUGGCUCGGUUGUGCCGUGUAGGUUGCUGGAUUUCUUUAUUGCACGCGCAGCUGUUACUUGCGCAUGGAGCGUCGCCCUGUUGAUCGCUAUACAUGUCAUGCCCCCCACUCCGGCUUUGGGGCCUCCAGAGCAGGCGACAAAACAUCCCAUACCCAACCGUGGCAUUCCUACUUCUAAAUCCCCGUUUGCCAGAUUUCCACAUUGCGAUUCCGCUUCGGACUAUCUAUUUGUCCCUGAUCCCUUCGCGAGCAUGCCUCCCCCACUGCUUCCACCUCCUGCAGCAGCCCUCGGAUUGGAUUUUGACGAGAUUGGAACCAAGGGAAUUGGUGUCCAGUAUCGCUUCGCCGCUCCUCGUUCCAAAAAAGGACGACGAAGAACCGUGCCCAAGAAAUCUCGCAGUACAUCGCGCAAGGCGGCCCUCAAUCACCAGAAUUCGACAGAGCCCUUCAUCCCCCGCUAUCCUCUCCCCCUCAAUAUCGAGGAAGAGAGGGACAAGAGUUUGGGAGAUGGUGUAAUUCUGUCACAGCUGUUUUUGCAAAAUAUGAAUCAAGGCAUACCUAUUGGCGAAUUACGCGACUUCUCCAUAAGCGGCGGCGCAGGGGUCGAGACCCCACAACUUGAGCAUACCCCCCUGAGGUCACAUUGGAGUUCCAGUUCAACGUUGAAGUCGACGAGUCACAGGUCCGGUAUAUCGGUCGCGGCUAGCGAAAGGCAGUUAAAGCGGGGCGGAAACAUCCACAUGAUGUCGAUGGACACCUCCGCGUCUUGCCCUUCUUCUGUUGGUGCAUGCGAAAGCGAGGGUGGACCUUGA
Molecule: messenger RNA, 1656 nt
Organism: Pisolithus orientalis
Lineage: Eukaryota; Fungi; Basidiomycota; Agaricomycetes; Boletales; Pisolithaceae
Exons: 3
Coding region: 1-1656 (551 amino acids)
Source: RefSeq, a predicted model, not a curated record